This is a messenger RNA of Epinephelus fuscoguttatus (brown-marbled grouper), 4634 nucleotides long. RefSeq names its product oxidoreductase NAD-binding domain containing 1 (gene oxnad1). Gene Ontology annotation, molecular function: oxidoreductase activity. The transcript has 8 exons. The coding region runs from base 147 to 1079 and encodes 310 amino acids. NCBI's taxonomy places the organism in Eukaryota, Metazoa, Chordata, Actinopteri, Perciformes, Serranidae. The record is from RefSeq and is a predicted model, not a curated record. Gene Ontology annotation, cellular component: mitochondrion.
GCAGUACAUCUCAAAGAAGAAGAAGAAGAAGACAUCUGUAGUGUCAUGUAAUUAUGACAUAACCAAGGUUAUCCUGAAGAUACUGAAGAGGAAUAUGAAUAUCACUUGACAUAAACAAAGUUUCAUCUUAUCUCGCUCAGGUCGCCAUGAGCGUCCCCUGUAUCUUUUCCUCCGCUGGCCGAAGCUUCAGCCUGCCGUGUCCCGCCGCGGGUCUCCUCUGCUGCCGGCUGCUGGGCCCCAGCUCCACCAUCAGAAGAAACAUGUCCUCCAAAAGGCAAAUGGACCAUUUAGAGAGAACGGCGAACAACUACAGACAAAAUGCUCUGUAUCCAGCUCAAGUAUGUGGCAUCAUAAACGAGUCAGAGACUGUGAAGCGUUUAAGAUUAGCUGUCCAUCCUGACUUCAGCUUCAAAGCAGGACAGUGGGUGGAUUUUUUCAUCCCCGGCGUGGAGAAGGUGGGAGGUUUCUCCAUGUGCUCCAGUCCAGGUUUGCUGCAGAGGGAAGGCGUCAUUGAACUGGCCGUCAAAUACACCAAACACCCCCCAGCACACUGGGUCCACACCAUGUGUACAGUAGGCUCCCAGGUAGCCAUGCGUGUCGGCGGGGACUUCUUCUUCGACCCAUCGCCUUCUGACCCUUCCGUAGAUUUGCUGCUGGUAGCCGGUGGCGUCGGGAUCAACCCUCUGUUCUCGAUCCUGUUGCACACGACAGAUCUGCUGCAGCUCAACCACGCCUCUGGUGGGCGGGACUACAACAUAGGCUCUGCCCACCUCUGCUACAGUGCCAAGAACACUCAGGAACUGCUCUUCAAGAGCUCCAUCAUCGAGGCAUGUCGGGAGUUCCCUGACAAGUUUUCCUGUGACCUCCACGUCACGCAACAGAGCACAGACGUCGACUCACACCUCCAGCCAUUUAUCAACUGUGGGAGAAUCACAGAAGAGGAAUUGCGGGCUCAUGUGGAUCCGCAGAGGACUUUGUGUUUCCUGUGUGGGCCCCCACCCAUGAUUGAAGCUUUUUCAAAAACCCUUGUGGACUUAGGCCUCCCGAAAGACAGGAUCCUUUUCGAGAAGUGGUGGUAGAACCUCUUACCAGUUCCCAGAAACAGCAUUGUCCUCCUGGAUUGUGCUCCUCUUUGGCUCUUUAAGGGGGGGGGAUGUGUGGGGGUGUGGUGAGAAUGGAAAGCAACUAAAAUAUUCCAGUGAUAAGGAUAUUAAUAUGAGUGCUUGAGGACAUCCACCUCCGAUCCCCGCUACUGCAACCUGUGUCUGAUCUGCGAAAGGCCGCUGGGACCACAAGCAACUGACUCACAAAGACAGCAGAGAUGAUUUUAUUUCUUAUAAUCUUAAAAAGGAGGACUGAGCAGACUGUAAAAUCUCAACUUUACCCAGACAUUUUUCAGCUCACUGCCUUUAAUGAAUAUUGCAACAAAUCUGCAACUCUGUCUGAUGCACACAUCAUAACGCAGCUGUCACAUCUUCACAUCUGAUCUCAUUUACAUUCGCUUUUAUUUGCUUGAUGGAGGUUGUGCUUCAACAAAUUAGUAGGUGAUGUGCAGCCAAUUUUUCACCUAAAUAUGAAGGUGCUAUGACGGUUGCCUAUGCAAGCAUGUCUUGAAGCAGUAAUUUGACAUUUCGGAAAUGCUUCCUUGCCACAAGGUCACCUAUUCGCUAAAUAUGAAGCUACAGCCAGCAGCUAGAUAGCUCAGUCUGGAAACAGCACAGAACUUGGCUUUGUAAAGACGACAAAAUCCGCGUGGUGUCGCAUUUGUUUCAUCCUGACAAAAUAAACUUUCAUUUUAACAUAUAAACAAUUAGAUUUUCCCUCACCAAUCACUAGAGACCAAUGUAUCUGCCUGAAUAUAACGCCAUUUUAAGUCCACACUGAUGUGUAGCUAUGCCAACAUUCUGGUUUUGCUGGGUUUUUAAGACUAGAGCAGAGCAAAGUAAAAACAAAAUACGAAGUUGGGCAACACUGAAAAGACAAGCUGAUUUUGAACAGGCUCAGUAGCAGUGUCCGUCUUUUUUAUAGUGCUUGCCAUUACUGUUAUUACUCCUCAUUGGUUCUGGCGCACAGCUUGACAACAGCAUUAGUCCCGCCCAUGGCGCUGAUUGGCUAGCACUCAUAGGUUUGUUUUUUAUUUGAAUGAAGAAAACGCUUUCAUGUCACAAUGCCAGACAAAUCAGUCAACUCAAAUUCAAUUGAGUGGGUGGAUUCAAAAGGUGUGGACCCAGGCAAAACAGGCAGCUAGCUUUUUGCCCCUUUUUCAAGUCUUUAUGCUAUGCUAAGCUAACUAGCUGCUGGCUUUAGCUUAAAGGUAUGCUAUGAAGUUCGGUCUGUUGCUGUCAGUAAACACCCUCGCCCGUGAAUUGGAAAGUACAAGGCCAACCCCAGAUUCGCUCUCGUUCACCAUUUCGCUUGCUAUGUUUGCGUUUUUUCUAUGCCUGUUGCAUACAGUCUGCCAUCUGCUCCGACCUCACCUGACACGCCCAUAAAUGUCUCCAUCACAGACAAAGAGAAAAUACCGGCAGAGGGCGGAGUCUCUGCAGAUGAAUACACAGCCACACACUUCUGGUGGGUCAUAAAGGAUGUUUGAGGUAUGACUUCAUUAUGAGUCUAUAUAUUGUUUUUUUUCCCCAGAAGUUUCUGCAUAAUAUGUCUUUAAUAUUCAGUGGAAGGAAGUGGUGUUGAUCAUCUUAUGGAACGCUCAGCAAGAAAGUGACACAAUUCCCUGAAGGUCUGUUGCUUUCAAGUCCCAAGGAUAUGGCAAUCUGUACUGUUAUUUUACACUGCACAAACUUGUGUUAAAUACCUCUGCUUAAUUUUACUAUGUGAUCUAAGACGUGUUAUACCAUGUGUAUAUAUAUAUAUACCUCAGGUAGUUAUUUGCAGAACUGCAGAUUUUAGAGUUGUUUGACUGAGACACAUUGGAGUGAUUGUUUUUCCACAUUUUACUCACAUCGAAACUUCACACCGAGUGUAUUUAUAGAUGGAAAAAAGCUAACACUCUCCCACAUACUGGCCAGUGUCCCUGCCUGUUAUACUCAAUCACACAGUUACAUGCCUACACAGUGCCGAUCUCACAUACGCUUUUACUCAAUCACACACAUUCACAUGCCCAUAAACGAUUCCCAUCCCGGGGUGGAGCGAGUAUCCCACGGUGCACUGUAAUGGAACCUCCGGGUGGUCUCUGAUUGGCUUGGAUCACUGAACAUCCCUCGGAGAUGGUUGGGAGCUUCUCGUCGUCGACUCCCAGCGGGGGUUAUGCUGUUGAGACUCAUUUUCGAGUUGUUCUUGCGUGUGUUUUUUUUUCCUCAUAUGAGGAAAUGAGUUUAUGCUGGUAAAAUGAGGAAAUAAAGCAAAUUGAGUCUAUCUGUUUUUAGACACUUUAUUGACUUCUGCUUUUAUAUAAAGACUCACGUCACACUACUUAGACAAGACACAGGUGGUCCGAGAAAUAAUAAAUAGUUGAUUUAUAAUUUACACAUUUUUUCAAAGAAGAAACCUUUUGAAGGUCAGUUCUCCCAAAUUACAAAAAGCAUUUCACCUUGCCUCUCGUAUCUAAUCAAGCAGACAUUUGAAUUUGAGAUAUCCCUCUGACAUUUUUGCAACCACCUCAUUACAAUGGAGGCAACUUGUGAUCGUCCCAGCAAUGAAAAUAUGCAUUUAAAAAAGUUAAAUCGCAACGUCCCUGUUUCUCAACCAACCUCGGUGUAAUCAGUUUUCACGGGAAAUGAUUUCUACUGAAGAAAUGGUUCCCAAGAAACUGUCGUGUUUAUUUUAUGUACGUAAUGAGCACCACAAACAAAAUCCUGUCUUUCAAUCAAUCAUUCAUUUGUCCUGCUGAAGCUUACAACGUACGACAUGCAUUCGGUUGUGUGUGAGUGUGUGUAUCUAUCUGUCCACAGCAUAUCCGUCAAACUAUUGGACCAAUCAGCCUAAUAUCUUGUGUGCACAUUUAUGACUGUAUGGUCGACGACAUCUCGUGGUUGCUGUGAUUUACAACUGUUAAAAAAAUCUGUUUAAUACUGUCUAUGACUGACUCACUCUAUGACUCACUCUUCAUUUGCACAGCUCGAAACUGAUAUCCAUACAAAAGUUUGAGCUCAUUUUGAACUGGAGCAUCUGCAGAUUAAUUUCACUAAUUGUUAUUUUUACAAGACACUUCCACUGGGGGCAGCUGCUCCAAGGUUUUAUUUCGACCUCCGCACUGUGCCACACCACAUCAGGAGCAUUUUGGAAGAAGAGCGUUUUGUCUGCCUGGUGUUUGAUUUUGUUGAUUUGGUCAUUUUUUCUUGACAUUUGUGCUUCUACCUUAAAUACGUAGGCUAUGUAGUCAAAUUUGUAUUUAUUUUUUGUCUAUUUUAAUUGUACGUAUUGUCAUUAUUUACUAUUUUGUUGUGCUAUCGCCUACAGACAAAAUUAAUACUGUUCAAAGUCCAGUAACAAAUGACAUGGAUCAAAGGUGUCUGACUGUGUUUAAGUUAUUUAAAAAGUAUCUAUUUUUCUCAUGCAGAGCCUGUUAGCAGGAAAACUCCAUCUGCUCUGUGCAACACGCUGCAGCUCCGUCAAAAAUAGAAACGCACAGCAGCGCGUCUGCUGAAAUUAAAAUAACCGUCGAGGAUUUCAAGAAUUAA